Sparassis crispa is the source of this 213-nucleotide messenger RNA. RefSeq lists its product as hypothetical. NCBI's taxonomy places the organism in Eukaryota, Fungi, Basidiomycota, Agaricomycetes, Polyporales, Sparassidaceae. The coding region runs from base 1 to 213 and encodes 70 amino acids. The record is from RefSeq and is a predicted model, not a curated record. The transcript is spliced from 3 exons.
AUGCGGGAGAACAUUGCGAGUCCUUCCCCCGCCUUUUAUACGUUGUCUGUGCUGCGACAAGCCUGCAUGAGCAGCAUGACUGACGCUACGCGAGCCCAGGCGGAGCCAUUCGCCAACCCCAAUUUUCGCGCGACGCGGUCGCGUCGCGGCACUCCACCCGCCUUGGAAAGGACACACAUUUCAAAUACACGCCGCAAUUUCCGCACCCGUUGA